Messenger RNA from Hippocampus comes (tiger tail seahorse), 3677 nucleotides. RefSeq names its product GTPase IMAP family member 8. Gene Ontology annotation, molecular function: GTP binding. Bases 523 to 3135 code for a protein of 870 amino acids. The record is from RefSeq and is a predicted model, not a curated record. NCBI's taxonomy places the organism in Eukaryota, Metazoa, Chordata, Actinopteri, Syngnathiformes, Syngnathidae. The transcript has 6 exons.
UGUUAACGACAGAUCGAACGCAUAUCCCAGUCCGUCAAUGUGUAAUUAAUUCGAUGAUUUUACGUUCUAUUUAUGUUUGACUCUAUUUUUAUGUUCACCCCUUACUCGUGGGUCAGUUUUUUUCUUUAAUUGUAGUUGUUUUUAUUAUUAUUAUUAUUACUAUUAUUAUAUGGACAUUUCAAGCCACAUUUGAAGGUUACAUUCGAGUUGUAGUCAAAUUUGCACCAAAUGUUUUCUGGACUGAAAUGUCUUGAGAUGAACCCUGCAUGCAAAAUGAGAAGUUGAAGACGACUUGUCUCCCUGCUGCCAAGAGGCGUGUAUGUGGUCAUUUCUGGUGACCUUCAGACUUCCAUAAAGGCAUAAAAUUGAGAAUGUUGAUAUCUGGUUGAACAUACUGCAGUUUGGCUCACAUGUUUCCAGAGACAACGUGACAUGUGUAUAAGAAGUUAAAGAAUGCAAAAUAAUGGCAAGCAGCGAACAUUCAGCAGCUAAUGACUCCUGAAAUAAGCCCGAGCUCUUAAAAUGAGCAUGGAUGGCUGGCAUACUUCCCACUUGAAGCUAGUCCUCCUCGGAGGUAGGAACUCGGGAAAGAGCUCCCUGGGGAACCUCCUCCUGGGAAAAGAUGAGUUCGUUACCAAGGAGAGGACGUCGUGCUUGCGGCGGGUGGUCCAGGUGGCCGGGCGCUGGCUGACGGUGGUGGACACGCCCGGCUGGUGGUGUGACUUCGGCGUGGACGACACCCCCCGCACGGUGCGCCGGGAGAUCCGGCGGAGUGUCGCCAUGUGCUCCCCGGGACCCCACGUUUUCCUGGUGGUCGUCAAAGAUGGCUCGCACUUCACGGAGAAACGCCGCCGGGCCCUGGAGGAGCACAUGGGCCUGCUGGGGCCCCGGGUGUGGCGCCACAGCUUGGUGGUCUUCACCUCGCUAGGUUGGCCCCGGCUCAAUUCGGACCAGGAGGUCCUGGAGUCGGAAGCUCUGGGUUGGCUGAGGAAUCAGUGCGGACAGAGGUGUCACCUCAUUGACUUGAGCGAUGGAAGUCGAGCCUCGGAGCUCAUGGAGAAAAUCCAGAGAUUGGUUGUUGCCAAUGGAAAUGGAGUGUUUGAGAUGGAGGAGAGCGUAUGCAGUGCCAUAGCGGAGGAGAAGAGACGUGUGGAGGAGGACGCCCGCGCCAGGUUUUUGAAAAUGAAAACUCACAGAGCCUUUAUGAGAGAGCUGGCUCGCCCUCUGCCUGACAUGAGGAUCGUGUUGCUGGGAGCUAAAGGUUCUGGAAAGACGUCUUCUCUGAACACCAUCCUGGGCUGGGACCAAGGACGGUGGUCCCCGGGCAGGACGGCUCGCUGCGCAGUUGGACAAGGUGUGGUCUUCGGGAGGCAGUUGACGGUGGUGGACACGCCCGGCUGGUGGAUGAACUUCUUCGGUCACGAGACCGCCGCCUUCGACCGCCAUCAGAUCCGGCUCAGCCCGUCCUUAUGCGCCCCGGGGCCGCACGCAUUCCUGUUGGUGGUGCGCCCGGACCGCGCCUUCUCAGAGACUUACCGGCGGGCGGUGCAGGAUCACCUGGAGCUGCUGGGUGGGGACGUCUGGAGCCGGGUCAUGCUGCUGUUCAGCUUCGGCGACUGGCUGGGCGAGACGGCCGCCGAACGUCACGUGGAGAGCGAGGGCGAGCCGCUGCGGUGGCUGGCCGAGCGCUGUGAGAAUCGAACCCACGUGCUCAACAACCGGACCGCCGGUGAUGGAUUCCAGGUUAGGGAACUGCUGGGGAAGAUCGAGGAGAUGGUGGCGGGCUGCGGCGUCGGACAUUGGCGGGCGGUGGGAGAAGAGGAGGAUCAGCUGGAGAUGACGAUGAGGGUGGAGGAGGCGAGAGCCACGGAGCGGAAGAUGAAGAUGGAGCAGCAGAGGAGGGACACCAGGAGGCACCUUGACAAGUCCCGUCGCCUCCCUGAAGUGACGCUCGUUUUGGUGGGUGGCAGCAAAACAGGCAAGAGCUCGUGCGGCAACACGGUGUUGGGCCGUGACUGCUUCCGCGCCGACCGCCCGACCACCUCCUGCGUCCUCGGAUGGGCCCGCGUGGACGACCAGGUGGUGAGAGUACUGGACACACCGGGUGGCUUUUCUCAAACUGCGGACUUCCUAAAGGGGGCGCCAUCCUGCGCAGCGCUAGUGGUGGUCAACGCCAGCGCCGCCUUCACCGACCUCCAAGGAGAAGCCUUGGAGGCCCAGUUGGGAGGGCUCUGGGCCAGGGCCGUGGUGGUGUUCAGCCACGGCGACUGGCUGGGCGACACGGGAAUCGAACAACGGCUGGAGAGUGAGGGGCCGGCGCUGAGGGGGCUGGUGGACAAGUGCGGGAACAGGUACCACGUGUUGGACAACAAACGGCGAGGAGAUGGCUCGCAGGUGCGACAGCUAAUGGCACAGGUGGAAAGCAUGCUGGUGGCGGAAUCUCUCGUGACUGCAGCAUCAUCUGCCCUGCCUCGCCACACGACUGCCAAAUUGUGCAAGAGUCCAAGUUUGAUGCCCAAUGACCAUCAGCUAUCAAAUCACUUGAAUUGCAGUGAGCCUUCUAACGAGCCUUUCAGUGAGUCCACCAGUGAGUGUCCCUCAGUGGACUUGAGUGAGUCUUCAUCAUCUGACAAACAAGUUGCGCUUCCGUCCGCCGCAUGGAGCAGGGGGAACGCCACUUCCUGUCUGCUGGCCGCGCUUCAGGACAGAUUGCAAUCUUUCAGAGUCAACAUACCAGCAGCAUGCCUCCACAUUGACCAAGCCAGAUUGCCCAUGAUGCUCCUGGUGCUGCCCCCAGCCUGCCAGGGGCCGCUUCGCGCCAGACACGUUCGCCCGCAGCGCUCCAUCUGCAGCCAGAGUGGAGACUGGAGCAGCUUGGAGGAUCUGGAGGCCUUUAUCGACUCGUAUUUUGACACACUGGCGGAGUGGGAGGACUUGACGCCACCUCCGCCUCCGCCCUGGACAGAGGGCGCCGCCCCACGGUCAGGAGAGCUUCUGCUCUCGUCCAUUGAGAGGAAGCUCUCCAAGCUGGACGUGCUGGAGGAGAUCCGGGAGGACCUGGCGGAGGUGCGGAGGAGCCUGGAGCUCAGCUGGAAGGUCAUGCAAGAGAUCAGAUGCAAAAAUAAACACCAGUGACAGACACUCAGCGGACACAACAUUAGGUAGAUGUUAUAUAGCAUAUCGUAUCAGCAAAAUCAUUUUUAAACAGAUUUUUUUGACACCUGUUAUGGCCCAUCGAGAUGAUGAGCAUGAACAUUUGUUUCCACCAGGGGGUGCUGUUGCAUAAGUAGUCCAGUCAUCGGCCGUCCUGCUUACGUGGUACAAUGAACAUGCUGAAAUUUAACAUGAUCAAAUAUGACAAGUUGAUACAAAGACAGCUGGCAUCGUUUUACAAUUAUUACAGCUUUCAUUUGGGAUUGUGGGGAUAUACAUUUUACCCACACACAUUCAGUGGGGAAAAAGAAUUAUGAAAAUAAUGCUGCAUCUUGCAGACAUUAGCGUGUGGUUUUCCAUAAGGACACACACACAAACUAUGCAUUGUUGUCAGACUAAUGUAUGUAUUGUAGAUUGAGGAUUUAUGUCAAAAUCCAUUCUGAAUCUAUUGGGUUAUUUCAACCUCAGGAAACGGUAAAUGCACUUGUGAUCUCCCACUGAACGUAAUAAAUAUAGUUAUUGCA